This is a messenger RNA of Ilyonectria robusta, 1068 nucleotides long. RefSeq lists its product as uncharacterized. Gene Ontology annotation, molecular function: structural constituent of cell wall. The record is from RefSeq and is a predicted model, not a curated record. NCBI's taxonomy places the organism in Eukaryota, Fungi, Ascomycota, Sordariomycetes, Hypocreales, Nectriaceae. Gene Ontology annotation, cellular component: fungal-type cell wall. The transcript has 2 exons. Bases 1 to 1068 code for a protein of 355 amino acids. Gene Ontology annotation, biological process: fungal-type cell wall organization.
AUGAAGACUUCAUUGUGUCUGCUAGCUCUCGCAGCCUCCGCCUUCGCCGUUCCCCAGGCAGUGACGGAAGACAUCAGUCCCAAGGGUUCUGCGCCAGAAGGAUGCGAUGCCACAUAUGAUGGCACUUUCGAAGUGACUGUGGUAAAGGCAUCAGAAUCCAAGCGUGACCUCGAGAAGCGAUCGUGCAAUGGAGACGGUGUCUUGGUCAUGACAUUAAAGGAUGGUAUCCUGAAGGAUGCCAAGGAUCGCACCGGUUACAUUGCCUCCAACUACCAAUUCCAAUUCGACGGUCCGCCUCAAGCAGGCGCCAAGUUCACCAGCGGGUUCUCGGCCUGCUCGAACCAGUCCCUAGCACUUGGCUCGUCAACCGUCUUCUACAAGUGUCUCUCGGGAGAUUUUUACAACCUCUACGACCGCAACUGGGCAGCCCAGUGUGAGCCAGUUCAGAUUGUCAUGAUGCCCUGUGGUGGCUCCAGCAACAGCGCAGCCGCGAGAAAGGUGGUUGGGAGCAUCAUCGCCACCACUGUUGUAACCGUGGUUUCUGACGGAACAACAAAGGAGGUCGCCACCACGAUUGAAGUCCCCAUGUGCCAGAUCGGCGACGGCCAAGUUCAAGUCCGCACGACGCCCUGCGACGAUAUGAAGCUACCAAUCAUCACGGCCCCGCCUGUGAGCCAGAUCGAGGAUGGCCAGAUCCAAGUCCCCACGGGCGCUCCCGAGACUGUCGUCGUGCCUAAGAAGAAGAUUGCCCAGCCCGAUGAGCCUGCAGCUGAAACUGCUAAAACUGCUGAAGGGCAGACCAAGGUGGACAAGCUUAUGACCGAAACGUCAAUUCUCAAGGCUACAGCGUCCCUUAAAUACUUCACGUCGAGCACUUCCACCGCGAAAACAACGAAGUCUACGGAGGCUAGUUCGACGACCGAGGCGGCUCCCGAUAACACUGAUACCCCCAACGAGUCCAGCACGGCCCCGGGAGCAUCGGCUACUGCUUCAAGCGGGAUGAAGGUCAUUCCCAAUAUGGUUGUUGCGCUUUUGAUUGGCGCGUUCGGCGCGUUUUGCUUCCUGUAG